Messenger RNA from Hyla sarda, 2131 nucleotides. Its product is annotated as protein kinase C delta type-like. Gene Ontology annotation, biological process: peptidyl-serine phosphorylation; intracellular signal transduction. The record is from RefSeq and is a predicted model, not a curated record. Bases 173 to 2023 code for a protein of 616 amino acids. NCBI's taxonomy places the organism in Eukaryota, Metazoa, Chordata, Amphibia, Anura, Hylidae. The transcript is spliced from 4 exons. Gene Ontology annotation, molecular function: protein serine/threonine kinase activity; ATP binding.
UUGGAUUCCCCCACAACCGCCCUUGUUAUAACCUUCCAGCAGAGUCUAUGGGCACCACUGCCAACCUAUACAGCACAUAAAAGUCACAUCACUCUGCUCCAUCUACUAAUAAAACAGCACUACAAGAACCAGCCAUGAAUGUCUCCAUUCUUCUGGACACUAGGCUAUCACCAUGAUGCGCACAUUACAGUGUAUAUGGAUGCACAGGUCCCUGGACCACUUGCAGCAGGUGCCACCUGAUGUUGCUAUGACAACAUGUCACCUGGACAACGGCUGUUGUUGUUGUUUACCCACAACUGUCAGUUGGACCGAGCGGACGGACGUCUAUAGGAUCCCAAAGAUGGCGGCUACUGGAGGAAGAGGAGAUGGCGAGAAGGAGAGAGGAAAGAAGAUGAAGAGAGAAGAGGAGGACGAGGAGGAGGAGAAGAGAGGAGAUGAGAGAAAGAAGAAAGAGGUGGGCGAGGAGCUGAAGAGAGGAAAGAAGAGGAAGAGAGAAGAGAGCGAGGAGGUGGAGAAGGAGAGAGGAGCGAAGAGGAAGAGAGAAGAGGAGCUCGAGGAGGAGGAGGAGGAGAGAGGAGAUGAGAGGAAGAAGAAAGAGGUGAGCGAGGAGCUGAAGAGAGGAAAGAAGAGGAAGAGAGAAGAGAGCGAGGAGGUGGAGAAGGAGAGAGGAGCGAAGAGGAAGAGAGAAGAGGAGCACGAGGAGGAGGAGAAGAGAGAAGAGGAGAGGAAGAAGGAAGAUGAGAGCAAGGAGGGGAAGAGAGGGAAGAAGAGGAAGAGAGGAGAGGAGAUCGAAGAGGAGGAGAAGAGAGGGAAGAAGAGGAAGAGAGAAGAGGAGGAGAAGAGAGGAGAGGAGAGGAAGAAGGAAAAGGAGAUCGAGGAGGAGGAAAAGAAGAGGAGAGGAGAGGAUGCCAGAGUAUUGGAGGAUGAGGAUCCAAGACCAGGCACCAGUCAGGCCCCCGGAACAUCAAUCAACUACCCCAAAUUUAACAUCAAACACCUUACUGUCCAUCAGGUAUUGGGUAGGGGCAGCUUUGGAGUGCUAAGCUCCGCCCCCACAUGUGAUGGUGACAUCAUCACAGGUCCUACACCUCCAGCAUCUAGCAGUCCGGGCCAGGGGAGGAGACAGAGGGAGGGUAAGAACAGAGAGGUGGGCCUAGCAUCAGUCCCCGGCCGAAACAACUACGUCGCCAUCAAAGGUAUCACCAAAACAGCGGACAAUGCAGCAAUCCUACAGAGAGAGCGACGGAUACUCAUGCUGGCCCGAGACUGCCCGUUCCUGUGUCACCUGUAUGCUGCACAGCAGUCUCAGGACCAUGCCUUCUUCAUCACCGAGUACCUGUCCGGCGGCAGCUUGGAGGCUUUACUCACAAUGUGCAGCAGUCUAAACAUCGAAAUAGUAAGAUUCUACACAGCAGAGAUUGCAUGUGGCCUCCAUUUCCUUCACAGACAGAACGUCGUCCACCGAGAUAUCAAGCCAGAUAACAUCAUGCUGGAUCGAGAUGGACACAUCUGCAUCAUAGACCUCGGACUUGCCCAAGAUGGCGUCACCUCCUCCAACAAGAUCCAAGGAGUGACGGGCACAUUACUUUACAUGGCCCCAGAGGUGCUCCAGAGGAAGAGUUACCAUGCAGCGGUUGACUGGUGGAGCCUGGGGAUUGUUGUAUCCCGGAUGUCAGCAGGACGUUCCCCAUUCUACUUUGGCUGCAACAGAGAAAUGGCUCACGAUUCCAUCACCAGAGAGAAGCCUAAUAUUCCAUCUUGGCUCCCUGCUGACCUGAAACAUCUGAUCCAACAACUGCUGCACAAGAAUCCUGAGAAGCGGCUGGGUGUGAACAGGAACAUCAGAGACCAUCCAUUCUUCACCACCAUCAACUGGGAGGAACUGGAGCAGAAGAGAGCACAGCCGCCAUUUACACCAUUCGAGGCAGCUCUGAAGAAGGGAGACCUGCGGUGGUCAGAGGUAGAGACAGCUCUUCACCCCUUGGAAGGAUUCUCUUUCAUAGCUCCAAGCUGGGAAUGGUAAGAUCAGCCCAUGGCCCAGAGCUCUGUACCAUCUGAGUGCUGCACCCAGGAGCGGCCUGUGCUUGUAACACCUCAGCACAGGCCGGUAAGUAUCACACAUCAUCACACA